Ricinus communis (castor bean) is the source of this 1636-nucleotide messenger RNA. Its product is annotated as glutamate receptor 3.1. Bases 58 to 1494 code for a protein of 478 amino acids. The record is from RefSeq and is a predicted model, not a curated record. The transcript is spliced from 4 exons. Lineage: Eukaryota; Viridiplantae; Streptophyta; Magnoliopsida; Malpighiales; Euphorbiaceae. Gene Ontology annotation, cellular component: plasma membrane. Gene Ontology annotation, molecular function: signaling receptor activity; ligand-gated monoatomic ion channel activity.
GACAACCGCAUUUGAAUAUUUAGUUAUAUUAUAAAGUUACAUUUUUCUGUAUGAACAAUGGCUACUGUUCUUGCAUUCUUUUAUUCCAUACUUGUAUUCUUAAAUACAUUGACAUUCUUAAGAGCUGCUGAUGUAAAUAAUGGAGGGAAGCAGCUGAGAAUUGCAGUACCUGCUAGAUCCAUAUUCAAACAGUUUGUGAAAGUAAAUCGAGAUCAUGACCAAAAUAUUACAUACAUCAGCGGAUUCUCAGUUGAUGUUUUUGAAGCUGCUGUGAAGUGUCUGCAAUAUCCAUUGAUGUACAACAUGGUUCCUUUCUAUGGCUCUCAUAAUGACAUGAUAAAGGAGGUCUCUGACAAGACUUUUGAUGCAGCCGUUGGAGAUAUUUUAAUAACUGCAAAUAGGAAUCAUGAGUCUGUACAGUUCUCGCAGCCUUAUAUUGAAUCAGGCCUUGUAAUGGUAGUGGCAUUGAAAUCAGACAGAUGGAAUCAGUCAUGGAUGUUCAUGGAACCCUUUAGCAAAGAAAUGUGGUUUUUAAUGGCAGCUAUGACUGUUUUCACUGGUUUUGUUGUUUGGUCUCUUGAGCAUGAAAUCAAUGAAGAUUUUCGCGGUCCGCCUAACAGACAAGUUGGAACAUCAUUGUGGUUUUCGUUCUCAACAGUUAUCUUUGCACAUAGAGAAAGAAUCAGGAGUCAAUUUUCCCGUAUUGUGCUGGUGCCUUGGUUAUUCUUGAUUCUUAUUGUUACCUCAACUUACACAGCAAACCUUACAUCAAUUCUAACAAAUCCGCAAGUUGAACCGUCCGAAACAGACAUUAACUCACUCAAGAGCUCAAAUGCUGCUAUUGGUUGUGAUGGGAAUUCCUUCACUAUCUGGUAUUUAGAGAAAGUUUUGAAUAUCAAGGCAGGGAACAUUAAAAUUAUAGCUUCAAGUGAUGACUUUGCGAAAGAACUAUCAAGUGGACAUACUAAGGCAGCUUUUAUGUUGACUCCUCAUGCUAGAGUUUUCCUAUCAGAAUACUGCGGAGGCUUCACCUUGGCAGGACCAACAUAUAAGCUCAGCGGUUUUGGCUUUGUAUUUCCAAGGGGUUCAUCUCUGGCAUUGGAUAUAUCAGAAACAAUUAUAUACUUGACUCAGAAUGGAGAACUGCAACAAUUAGAGAACGAAAAGCUGUCAUCUUGCAAAUGCUCAAAAUCAGCAUCUAAUUCCAGUUCUGUAACACAAAGCUUAGGACCGAGGCCUUUUGCAGGUUUGUUCAUUAUCUCAGGUAGUGUUUCCGUUGUCGGAUUGAUCAUUGGAGCAAUUCGUUUAUUAAGAAGCCACUGGGACAGAUUUGCAUUCAUUCAAAAAAUGUUAAUGGGUAGAGGAAUGUGGUCAUGGUUAGCAACAUUGUUUGCUCUAAACAAAACCAAAAACGAAAUUGAACUUUCAACUGAUUGCUGCAUUCCUGAAACCAUAAACAACAGUGCCUGGCACAGAGAAGGCGUCACAGGAUAAGGGCUGUUGUAGCCAAGAGCUUCUCCAACUUUCCUCUUCCAUUACAUACUAUUAUUUCAUAAUGAUAUGAUUUGUAAUGCUAAUACAUCUAAACAUCAAUGUAGAAUCGUAGACAUUAUUUCUAUGUGAAUUUAUCUUCUAA